Trichoderma harzianum CBS 226.95 is the source of this 2859-nucleotide messenger RNA. RefSeq lists its product as hypothetical. The record is from RefSeq and is a predicted model, not a curated record. The transcript has 7 exons. The coding region runs from base 1 to 2859 and encodes 952 amino acids. Gene Ontology annotation, biological process: regulation of synaptonemal complex assembly; meiotic cell cycle. NCBI's taxonomy places the organism in Eukaryota, Fungi, Ascomycota, Sordariomycetes, Hypocreales, Hypocreaceae.
AUGGCGCCUGAUGAUCUUGCUUCCGCCGGCAGGAUUAGAAAGGCUCGCUCAUUUGUCGAAUUCGCUGCUACGCUUCAGUCUAAGCUUUCGGAAUCCCUUGAUAAGGAAAACAUCGACCUUCUUCUCGCCGAUACUGGCCACCAUGUUCAGCUGAUUCACAAUGCAGCGCCGUCGGGAUCCGCAGGUCCCUUGCCGCCGAAAUUAGCCAAGGAUGUUGAACGACAUGGUCGAGAUUUGUGGAAUCUCUGUGUGAGAUUAAAGAGAGAACGAAAUAGAUCCGCUCCUAUGGAUAAAGCCAGGUUGCUCCUUAAAGCAAGGUCGCUUGCCUUUUCUAUGCUGGAGCUUGGUCGAAGUGCGGGCCGAGCCAAGGAGGAUACGGGGGCAGAGGUUGCGUACUUGAUGAGUCUGUCAUUGACGCUCGGCAAGCAUUGCGUAGAAGACUCCGACUUGGAGUCGGCUAGAUUGGCACUUCAAAAAACUGCAGAACUGAUGGAAAGGAUCAAAGCAGCCCCGCUUGACGCUUCGGACCCUCGUGAGCAGAGUGAGCGGACGAAACUUGACGCAGAAUACUUGGCGAUGAGAACAGCUCUGUCAUGGAAAGAAGAUAGGCUUGACGUUGCGGAGCAUAUGUUUGGCAAGAUAGAUGCCAUUCGACCAACGCUGGACCCAAGGUCUGCUGAGAUAAUAGCUGAUACUUUACAACAUAUUGGUUUUGAUCUUGCCUCGAAAGGAGAUUACAGUAUGGCGGUCAAGUGGCUGAAACGCGCCUACGAUAUUAUCAACCAUCAGGCACUGGAUCAGCUCUCAAGUAAGGGGCUGGAAUUGCGAUUAGCCAUAUGCCAAGGCCUUGUCCGGGGACUCCUUGAUAUUGGCUCCCCAGAGUGUGUUCAGGAGGCCAACAGUUUGAUCGAAUAUAUCGAGUCUGAGAUUGGAGAGAAGCCCCUUGUGUUGCACUGGCGCCUUGAACUUUUGCAGAAAGCUCCUGGGGAAAUUUUCGAUAUCGACGCCUAUUCUAGUAUUCUGCAUCGGAUGGUUCGAUCAUUCGACUAUUCCGACGCUUCUUUUUACUUUCUUUUGCAUCACAUCAAAUCUCUGAGAGAAAAGAACCAUCGGUUGGCCCGCGGGCUAUUGGAUGAACUUUUGCUACAACACAUCAUAUCUUCAAAAAACAGGGAAUGGAUUGGAAAAACCGUUGUCAGGAGGGUCUGGAUGAACACUGUUGAUGAAACAAAUUCUAUUGAAGCUUUGGCAGAUCUUAAAAAACUCUUAGACAAAGUGAGUGAUGCUCUUUCUGAGCCUUUGGGGUGUGAUAUUGCUGGCGCAGCGCAUUCAGUCAUGUGGAGUAAAAUAGACUCGAUACUUUUUGACGAGAACUAUGAAGCUGCAGAGGCAUGGUGCUUAAUUGCUCUGCACGGAAUAUUCAUGAGCAGUGGCGAAGCCAAUCUUGGCAAAUUCAGCAGAAAACGUGUCAUUUGUGCUCUGAGAGGUAACGAUACCGAAAAGGCGCGACAGAUUUUACAUUCAAUGUCAGAGAACUCCAAAAACCACAUCCUAACUAGAUACUUGGCGUUCAAAGUAUCACUCAUUGACUGGGACCAUGAGCUUGGUUCUGAGAGCAUCAGGCAUCUCAGUAGACUUUCAGACAGUUCACAAGGUCGCGACAUGCUGUACGCCUGUAUUAGAGAAGCACAACAAGCAGGUGACAAACUGUGUACUCUGACAGCCCUACAGGCCAUCAUCGAGAGUUGGACGACUGACCAAGAAACUCCAAGCAAUCUAACGUCAAUACUGCGCUGCUCGAUUCGUCUCAUCCAUUUGAUUGAAGAAAAGGGUAACGAGGAUGAGGCAGGUUCUCAUAGCGUUGCAUAUGCCGAAGAUUUGUGCCAUAUAUUUGAGAAAGCUGCCGAACAAGCGAACCAGCAUCCCAAAGAUGACGUGGGAAACAUAGUCUUUACUGCACCCGAGUUACACUGGUUCCGAAAAAAUGCAUACAAUAUGGGUGUUGCAAAAUGCGAUACAUGGGAGCUCUCUCACAUCAUCCGGAUAUUUAAAACAUGUCUGGCCUUUUCGACUUGUUAUCCUAAGGAUCUGCCUUCAUCUGAGGCCACUGAUAUAGCCAUGAUGGCCUUACGCUGCCACUUUGUCAUUGCUGCAGCAUUAGUCUCGCUCGCAAGGAAAGAGGAUAGAGUGGAAGAGCAGUUGCAGUUUUACCUCCAAGUUAGACAUCACAUGGACAAAUUCUAUGCAAUAUUAGAGACUGAUACGGAUGAAAUAAUGGAUGAAAGAACCGCGGCAGAUUUGAACGCAAAACUAUCAACAUUGUUUGUCUUCGACUUUGAGGCCGCCACCGUGCUCAGGGAUUGGGAUGGCUUGAACGAGAUUGUCCGCAAAGCAAAGCCGUGCCGUGACGAGGUGAUGUACAAGGCGAUGGGAGACUGCGUACUGAGAAGCAAAGCUCCGGGGAAAGCAUUGUUUUCGACCAUGCGCCUCAUCAUCAAUGAGAUUUUUGAGCUGGAAGAGUUUGACUACGAGAAACUUGCAAAAUACAUUCGAUGUAUGUUUCAAGCGAUUCUGGGGCUGGACGAUACAGCGGCUCUUCAGCUUGUGGAUCAAGCUAUACAAAUAGCCCGUGAGGGCAAGGAAGCUGGAAAUCAGCUGCCGUCUUCGGAAUUGGAGUGGCUCGUUGCAACGAGUUUCAACCACGCCAUCGACUAUUACGCUCGUGGGGAGGAAGAGCCUUGUCACCGCUGGGCACUCAAAGCCAUGCAUUUGGCCGAGUAUAUCGAUGACGGUGGGUUGUUGCGGGAUACACUGCAGGAGAAAUUUGCAAAGUUGCAAUUUGAUGGAGGGCCAAGGUGA